Molecule: messenger RNA, 2898 nt
Organism: Micromonas commoda
Lineage: Eukaryota; Viridiplantae; Chlorophyta; Mamiellophyceae; Mamiellales; Mamiellaceae
Exons: 6
Coding region: 1-2898 (965 amino acids)
Biological process (GO): nucleotide-excision repair involved in interstrand cross-link repair; double-strand break repair via homologous recombination; resolution of meiotic recombination intermediates
Cellular component (GO): nucleotide-excision repair factor 1 complex
Molecular function (GO): single-stranded DNA binding; damaged DNA binding; single-stranded DNA endonuclease activity
Source: RefSeq, a predicted model, not a curated record
AUGGGCGGGGGAGCCGCGGGCGAGCUCGUCGAUCUCACCGGAGAGGAUUCGGGGGAGGAUGACCCCCUGAAUUAUGUACCCGAGGCCGCGCUCGCUCACGUGCGGGCGGCGGGCGGCGGCGGCGCCGUCCUUCAGUUCCAGCAGGACAUCGUCGACGAGCUCCUCGAGCGCGACGGGCUGACGUGCAUCGCGGAGGGGCUCGGGCUCGUCGAGAUCCUCGCGCUGCUGCUGAAGGAGCACACCUACCGAGUCGGCGCCGGCGCGGUUCUCAUCCUCGGGCUCAACGAGUUCAACAGGACCGCGCUGAAGGUCCACUGCAAGAUGCACGGCAUGCCGUAUCCACCCGUGAUCACCGCGGAAGUCACGGGGAAUCGACGCGAAGAGAUUUACCGCAACGGCGGGCCGAUGUUCGUCACCACCCGCAUCGCGGCCGUGGACAUCCUCAGGGAGGCGUUGCCUCCGUCGAACAUCCAAGGCGUCAUCGUCGCAAACGGGCACCGCGUCACUGACAUGUCCCAGGAAGCGUUCGUCGUCCGCCUGUUCCGCUCCGGUAACCGUCGCGGGUUCCUCCGCGCGCUCACCGACCGACCGGGCGAUCUCACGCGCGGAUUCAGCAAGGUUGACCAGGUGAUGAAGUGCCUCAUGACCCGCCAGCUGAACCUGUGGCCGCGGUUUCAGCUCGUCGUCAGGGCUUGCCUCGACGCUCACGCGCCCGAGGUGGUCGAACUGCGCCAGCCCCUCUCGAACCGCGUCAAAAAGAUCCAGGAAGCCAUCGUGCAAGUCAUGGAGGAGUGCAUGACCGAGCUGAAGAAGAGCAAGCACGUGGACACCAGCGAGCUCACCGUGGAGGCUGGUUUGUUCAAGUCGUUUGAUCGAAUCAUCCAGCGGCAGCUGGACCCGGUGUGGAACGUGGUGUCGAGGCGCGUCAAGCAGGUGGUGUGGGACCUUCGGACGCUGAGAAACCUGGCGAACUUUCUCCUGAGGUACGACGCCGUGACGUUCCUGCGGUACCUCGAGACGCUGCGUCUGACGGAGGGAUCGAUGAGCAUGUGGAUGUUCACGCAACACGCGCACACGAUAUUCGAGCAAUCGCGAAGGCGCGUCUACGCGCUUCGCAAGCCGCCGGCUUCGGGCGGCCCCGAGGGACUCGGCGAGGGCUCCGGCGUCGGCGGGAAACGCGCGGCGCCGCCCGAAUCCACCGCGCCCGCGCUUCACAUGGUCCUCGAACCGAUGCCCAAGUGGCGCCUGAUCGAGGAGAUCGUGAAAGAGAUUGACGACGACAAGGAGAAACUCCUUCGUAAGAUGGAAAACCUCGCCGAGCGGUACGGCCAGGGACCGACGCUCAUCGUCGCGAAGGACGAAGCCGCCGCGAGUCAGCUCACCGGGAUGCUCCUCCGAGGCUCGGACGGUUUGAUGCGGCUGAUUUGGGAGAAGUACCUGCGGCAGAGGAAGGCGGCGGGAGACGCGGCGAAGGGGAAGGAGAAGCCGACGGCCGACGCCGGAGCGGGGGGACCGGGCGGCGCCGGUCGCGGCGGGCGCGGCGGGCGCGGCGGCGGAAGGAACAUGAACGUCGCCGUCAUCGGCACCCCCGCGGAGCGCGAGGCCAUCGCGGUGGAGGCGGACAGGCUGCACAAGGAGACGCUUCGGAAAGCUCGCGCGCAAAACGCGCCCGCGGCGCAAGCGAGGGCGAGAGCCGGGCACAAGCAGGCGACGGGUGACCUGGACCCCGCGGGCCCGCCGCCCGCCAAGCAACAGCGCAAGGGCAAGGGCAAGACGGCGACCGUUGGUUCGACGAUCGAGGAGGAACGCGAGGAGACGACGCCGGCGGAUAUCUACGUGCACGCGUUGACGGACCGAGCCGCGGUGCUCGCCACGGUCCGCCCGUCGUUUAUAAUCGUGCACGACCCGGACGCGGCGUUCAUCCGCGAGAUCGAGGUGCACGCCGCGCACAGACCGGGCGCGAGGAUGAGGGUGUACUUUAUGGUCCACGACACAUCCGUCGAGGAACAGAGGUACCUCUCGCAGAUUAAUUACGAGUCGGAUUCGUUCGCUAACCUCAUCCGCGGCAAGGCGCACGCCGCCAUGCCGUUCGAGCAGGAGGGACGAGUGUACAACGAGACCCCGCUGGCGAUCGCCGGGACGUCGGGCGCGAACACCCGCAUCCGCGGCGGGCAGCUGUCCAACCCCACGAAGCUGCACGUCGUCGUCGACACGCGCGAGUUCAUGUCGUCGCUACCCAGCGUCCUGCACCAGAGCGGGUUCAAGGUGAUGCCGUGCACGCUGGAGGUUGGAGACUACGUGCUGUCGCCGUCGAUGUGCGUGGAGCGCAAGAGCCUUCCGGAUUUGAUCGAGUCUCUGCGAAACAGCCGACUGGUGACGCAGAUGCAGAACAUGUGCAGGCACUACAAGAUACCCAUCCUGCUCAUAGAGUUCGAGCGGGACAAGGCGUUUGGGAUCCAAAACCCCGCCGACGUGCCCAGAGACCUCAACUACAACACGACGCAGGGGCGACUGGCCUUGCUCAUAUGGCGCUUCCCCAAGAUGCGCGUCAUGUGGUCGCGCUCUUUGCACAUGACGGCGCGCAUGUUCGCCGACUGGAAGUACGCCGAGGAAGAACCCACGGUGGAGGUGGCGGCUAAGGUUGGCGUGCCCCAGGGCGCGGACGCGGGCGAGCGGAACAGCGUGAACCAGCCCGCCAUCGACAUGCUGCGCAGGCUACCGGGCGUCACGGAUAGCAACUACCGGAGGGUGCUCGCGGCUCCGGACGUCGUGUGUCUGGCGGACCUCGCCGAGCUCACCAUGGAGCGCAUGCAGGAGAUACUGGGGGACCCGAGGCAGGGGCGAACUCUGUACGAGUUUCUUCACGCGCAGUACCCCGUGCACAUGAUGGGCAGGUGA